UGAUAAAAUGUCAUUGCCCAGAAUUAACACGUGAUUCCAGAGUUCAAAUAAUCAUUUUCUAAAUGACUAUGAAUUGCAUGUAAUUGUGUCUGCAGUUUUGGGAUUGCAUUGAUUCCGCAAAGUCCACGACAACGGAAAUAUGAAGGUCCUUUUGAUAUUCCUAGCGAUAUCAGGCUGGUUGAGUAUUUGUAAGACAGAGACCCCAGUCGUUCCUAAUCGUCCCUGCUGUGUGUCGACUUAUAGAACCUGUUUCAAGUUCUUGGAUUGUGGGACCAGAGAGACGCAUGGAGAGGCCUGCUUCCAUUACUGCGGCAAGAGGUACAAGACCUGUCAAGCAAUGACGAACCAAUGUCGGUCUCCAAAAACGCUAAAUCUGGAACCACUAAGUAUGGUGGAUUUCCUGCGAUACGCGACCUCCGACGAAUGGAGAAAAAACCAGCAUGUGUAAACGUUACUGUGGAUGUGAACAUGGAUUUACUAUACGAAAAACUUCAUACAGUGUAUGUGAAAAUAACUUUACUAUACGAAAAACUUCUUACAGUGUAUGUGAAAAUAACUUUACUAUACGAAAAACUUCAUACAGUGUAUGUGAAAAUAACUUUACUAUACUAAAAACUUCAUACAGUGUAUGUGAAAAUAACUUUACUAUACGAAAAACUUCUUACAGUGUAUGUGAAAAUAACUUUACUAUACGAAAAACUUCUUACAGUGUAUGUGAAAAUAACUUUACUAUACGAAAAACUUUUUACAGUGUAUGUAAAAGUAAAACUAUAAGAGAAACUUCUUUCAGGGGUUGUGAAAAUAAAUUUACUAUAAGAGAAACUUCUUUUAGGGGUUGUGAAAAU
Molecule: messenger RNA, 845 nt
Organism: Ostrea edulis (European flat oyster)
Lineage: Eukaryota; Metazoa; Mollusca; Bivalvia; Ostreida; Ostreidae
Exons: 2
Coding region: 140-448 (102 amino acids)
Source: RefSeq, a predicted model, not a curated record